UGGAGGCAGAGGGUGGGAUGGGAAGACGCCCUCGUGGCCCCUGAUAACAAUCACACUGGGGGAGAGAGGGCCUGAGUACAGGUGAUGGGAAGUGUCCCUGGUGCCGGAGAGAAUCCUGCCUCCUGCCGAUAGGAUCUUUGCCAUGGGGCGAGACAGGGAGAUGACAGUGAGGCGUGUCCAGGUAGGGCUGUCCCUGAAGCCCUGAUAAGAUCCUAUCCCCCACGGGGUGGGGAGUGGGGAGGCCCGGCCAGGCAGGCAGCCAGCCGCUCCUGCUCAGUCAUUGGUUGCCAACAGCAGCAAGUAGCGUUUGUUCUGGAGCCAAAGCCUCCAGGCAGAAUCCAGGUGCCGGGAAGGAGUGCUCAGAGGGGCUACCCUAUGGGGCUGGGAGGCCCUGCCCCGCCACUCUGCUGGGCAUCAGGGAGUCUCCUGCCCUUUCUGGGGAGAGCUGGGGGAAGGGGGCCUUUGAGUCCAGCUCUCUCUGUACAGGAGCCCUUAGUGGCCUGGCUCAGGGUGGGUGCUGUCUCUGGUUUGGCAGCCAUGUUGAUGCCAGGCUGGGAGGAGGAAUGGGGGGCCCCCGCUCUCCCCUGCAGUACUCAGGGGGCUGCUGAGCACUCUCUGGGUGUUCAGAGCUGAGCUCACAGGCCUGAGACAUCAGACCUUGAAUUAGUGAGGCAUUCUUUGCAGCUGUGGGCUCGAGAGAGGCAGAGCUGGCGGUGGCCCAGGAGUGAUGGGGAAAGUGGCCCCAGGUAUGGCAAGGCAGGGACUGCCUCAGCCCCGUGCCUGGACUUCUGCGUUCCACCAUGAGGCCCCGGUGGGCCCUCACAGGCUCAGCCCGGGGCCACCUGUCCAGCUUAAUAAUACAGUCCCUCAGGGGAUGAGUUAGUUCUGGGCACCCCCACACCGGAUCCCGUUGCCUGUCCAAUUUGGGGGUCCACCUGUUGACCUUUCCCCCUACCUCCCUUACCCCCCUUUGCCAUAUCAUUUUGGGUCCCAGGCUGGGUCUUGCUCUUGCAAACUUCAUUAGGGUCUGAGUGUGGCCAGGAAUCCCUGUGACUUAGGGCCAAAGAGGGAGCUGCCGAGCCUUUGCCCCCCGGGCUUCCCGUGGAAGAUUGCUCUUUUGCUGGGUUAUUUCUGUGGGGCUGGCUCUAGGGCUUAGGGUGUGGGCCUGUGGACAGACAGGGCAGCGGUGCUCCUGAGAGCUUGGCAUCACAGUCACUUGGGAAGCUAGCUGGUUGGCGGGGCCAUGACAAGAGGCCUGAACUGGGCAGGUGGAAGGCUUGGUUAUGAUAGUGUCACAGCCCUUGAAAUAAAAAUAGCCUUUGUUUUGGGGGCGGAAGCUCUGGGUCCAAAGUGGGCAAACAGGUACCCCCAUGAGGCAUUUCCUCAAAGUGGGACUUAUUUUCUGUCUCUCUCUUUUUUUACUGAUGGGGAAACUGAGGCAUGGAGCAGGCCGCUGGAUUCACAUUCCUGGCUGUGUCACACCCCAGGCUCCCUUGAAUGAACCCAGAAGCCUUGUGGCCAAUGGCCAGCCUUGGAGGGGAAUUUAACGGAGGUGGUCCUUGCUGUGGGGGCGAGGCAGCCCCAUGGGCAGGCAGUAGAGACAGAGCUGGGGAAAUUUACCAGUCUCUGGCUGCCAGAGCUCAGGUGUGGUGGGGCUGUUUGGGGGUCAGUGUUGGGAAGGGGACCCUAGACCAGACUUUAUAGGAGGAAAGCAAACCACUUGGAUAUCCCAUCUGGGAGGGUCUUGGAACCCAGGGGGGCCGGGAUAGAGGGACCGAAUGGGCAGGGAGGCAGCUGAGGGUGUGCGGAAGAGGCUAUCAGGGUGCAGGUAAGCUAGGGGAGCAUCACCCUCUCUGCCCAUCCCCUUGUUUGUGUGUGCCCCCGGGGUGGGGGGGGGUAGGCCCAUCUGUUCCUUGUUAGGUACUCAACAGACCGUCUUCCAGGAGAGUAAUUAAUGCCAAGUUGCUGGCGGAUCCAGCAGCAAGCCUGUCCCAGGGUUUUAUCCUGGCGGCCCAGAUGCCCUGCUGACCCCAGAAAUGCUGUUCCAUUCCCAGCCAGCAAUCCUGGAGACACGGGGGGCCGAGUUGCCGGCAAAGCCCCUGCUUCUGAGCCUGAAUGGUAGAGAGGGCUUGGGUGGUGGUAGGCAGCCAGAGAUGGCCACAGGACGUUCCACCUUCCCUUGCCGCCCCGGGCCUGCCUCCGCCACCCACUCUGAAACUUCUCUUUCGUUGCUGGCUGUGCCCCAGACUUGCUGUGCGACAUUAGCCAUGUUGCUUAUCCUUUCUGGGCAGCUUUCUUUUCCCCCUCCGUCUGUAGAAUGGGUGUCGGACUGCGCCAUUGCUGAGGACCCCCUCCCCUUGUCUUAGUCUUAGCUUUUAUCUGCCUGAUUCAGAGCGGCCCCUGCUGGCAUCCCCAUUUCCUGCUCCCUGUAGACUUCCCCUUGGUGCUCCUCACCGCUCUCUGGCUGUGUCCUCUAAUCCAGGGCCAGGUGACUGCUGGCUCUGUCUGUAAUUAACUCCUGCCCAUGCUUGGGACAUGGGGCACUCAGCGCCAGCACCCCCAGACCAGCGGGUUCCCCUAGGGCCAGGGAGAGGUGACUGUUUCCACAGUGGCCACCUCCAGUCGGCCCAGCACAUUCCUCAGGCUUAUCUGGGGGCCCGCCCCACUGGACUCUGCCCUCCCACCCAGGAGGCAGCACCCAGAGGAGCUACUGAAGAGUUCCAGGGGCCGGGAUGAGGGCCUGAGUGGGCUUGACUCUCAGCCUCCCUCCUGGGGCUGGAGAGAACCAGCAGGCGCCGGGCAGAGGAGCUGCUAGAACAAUGCUGAGGCGGGCGAGGUGAGGAGCGGCCCUCGCGGCCCCCCCGACGACGGAGUGUCUCGAACAGGUGAUAGGAGGAUCCGGAAACCGAGGCCACCUGGGCAUCCCUCCCCGCUCUCAGCCAGGCCCGGCACCCCAAAGGCAGUGGGGAAACCAUGGCGACCAAUUUCAACGACAUCGUCAAGCAAGGCUACGUGAAGAUGAAGAGCAGGAAGCUCGGGAUUUACCGGAGGUGCUGGCUGGUGUUCCGGAAAUCCUCCAGCAAAGGGCCCCAGCGGCUGGAGAAGUACCCAGAUGAGAAGUCAGUGUGCCUCCGAGGCUGCCCCAAGGUAACUGAGAUCAGCAACGUCAAAUGUGUCACGCGGCUCCCCAAGGAGACCAAGAGGCAGGCGGUGGCCAUCAUAUUCACUGACGACUCAGCACGUACCUUCACCUGCGACUCAGAGCUGGAGGCAGAGGAGUGGUACAAGACACUGUCUGUGGAGUGUCUGGGGUCACGACUCAAUGACAUCAGUCUGGGAGAGCCAGACCUCCUGGCCCCAGGAGUGCAGUGUGAGCAGACAGACCGCUUCAAUGUCUUCCUGUUGCCCUGCCCCAACCUGGAUGUGUAUGGCGAGUGCAAGCUGCAGAUCACCCACGAGAACAUCUACCUCUGGGACAUACACAACCCCCGCGCGAAGCUCGUCUCGUGGCCCCUCUGCUCGCUGCGUCGCUAUGGCCGGGAUGCCACACGCUUUACCUUCGAGGCUGGCCGGAUGUGUGAUGCCGGGGAAGGGCUCUACACCUUCCAGACACAGGAAGGGGAACAGAUCUACCAGCGGGUCCACAGUGCCACCUUGGCCAUCGCUGAGCAACACAAGCGCGUCCUGCUGGAGAUGGAGAAGAACGUGAGGCUGCUGAACAAGGGCACGGAACAUUACUCAUACCCUUGCACGCCCACCACUAUGCUGCCCCGCAGUGCCUACUGGCACCACAUCACAGGUUCCCAGAAUAUUGCCGAGGCGUCCAGCUGUGCCGGUGAGUCCCAGCAGCGCCCCACACUCACCUGCCACAAGGUUCUGUGGAGGACCGGGCCUUCUGGGCGGGGGUCCUUUGACCUGCGUCCAAGUCCUGAGCCUGCCUCCGUGUCCACAGGUGAGGGGUACGGGGCAGCCCAGGCCAGCUCAGAAACAGACCUCCUCAACCGAUUCAUCCUGCUAAAGCCAAAGCCCGGCCAGGGGGAUGGCAGCGAGGCCAAGACCCCAGCCCAGUGACGGCAGGGCCGGCGCGCGCCAAGGACCGCCGGGGCUGCCUCUUGCUGGGCCGACUGCAGCGUGUUGUGGACGCCCUCGAGGGGCUGCUGGCCAAGAGCCUGGAGAAGCAGAGCAAGCUAUCCCUUCCUUGCCCCCAGGGUGAGGCUGGACCAAGGCAAAGGGCUGGCCACACCGCCAGAGCAUGUGCGGGGCUGGAGCUACUGUGGGACUAUAUACUGUUAAUGAUUUUAAUAUAUAUGGCUUAUGACAUAUUCUGUACUCCUGAGAUUUCCCCCAUCCCUCCCCGAUACCACAUACAGUUUUUAAUCCCAUGACCGGGUCACAGUCAAGGCUGUUUUUGAACGUGAGGGCAGCUGUUCCCUGUCCUCCAUGGCACAGCCCUCCUGCUGCCAGGACUUGCUUGAGUGGCCAGGGCCAGAGGAGGGAGACAGAGCUCCAGGCUGGCGCUGGGACCGCUGGCUUUCCCCAAGCAGCCCAGGGGCUGAGACAGCAGGUGGCUUCUCAGUUCCUCUGGGCCUAGAGGGGCACAGGAAGGAGUUGAGCUUCCAUUGUGCCUCUUGGCAGCCUUGCACUUGGGAGUUUUAAGCAGAGGUGACAUCUGGUUGACACCUCAGGUGAAAAUCUGGUUUUAAAAUGUAAUUUUUGCCCAGGCUCCUUCCUGCUUAGUAGGCUGAGAAGAUCCCCCAGGGGUGGGGGUGCAGGUCACCUCAGCGAGGAGGAGGAGGGCCGGUCUGAGCUCUUCCCCACCCCGGGGCCAGGCUGCAGGGAGCACCCCUCCCGCACCCUCACUGACCUGGGGGUAGGUGAUGUCCCAGCAGAGGGAGCCCCUCUGCCCUGUUUGGCCACCCUAUGGCCGGCCAAAAGCACUCGGAAACCGAGCCCUUCCCAUCUCCUCUUCCCCACAUGGUGCUGAGGCUCCCUGCUGAAAUGCAAUUAAAGCAAUUGAUUUUCUA
This is a messenger RNA of Acinonyx jubatus (cheetah), 5024 nucleotides long. RefSeq names its product docking protein 4 (gene DOK4). Gene Ontology annotation, cellular component: cytoplasm. NCBI's taxonomy places the organism in Eukaryota, Metazoa, Chordata, Mammalia, Carnivora, Felidae. The coding region runs from base 2974 to 4071 and encodes 365 amino acids. The transcript has 8 exons. Gene Ontology annotation, biological process: positive regulation of MAPK cascade; cell surface receptor protein tyrosine kinase signaling pathway. The record is from RefSeq and is a predicted model, not a curated record.